Benincasa hispida (wax gourd) is the source of this 2355-nucleotide messenger RNA. RefSeq names its product vacuolar ATP synthase subunit A (gene VHA-A). Lineage: Eukaryota; Viridiplantae; Streptophyta; Magnoliopsida; Cucurbitales; Cucurbitaceae. The record is from RefSeq and is a predicted model, not a curated record. Gene Ontology annotation, molecular function: ATP binding; proton-transporting ATPase activity, rotational mechanism; ATP hydrolysis activity. Gene Ontology annotation, biological process: ATP metabolic process; proton transmembrane transport. Gene Ontology annotation, cellular component: proton-transporting V-type ATPase, V1 domain; plant-type vacuole.
AAGCGAUUCUCAAUACCAACAAUUCCUACUCUCCUUUGUACACACUCUCUUCUCCCUCCCUCCAUCUCUGCCCUGCUCGCUCGCUCGCUCGCUCGCGAUCUCCGUCUCCAUCUCCAGCUCGAUCGGGACUUCAGGGUUUUGAUCGAUUUUUGUUUCUUUAUUUUGAUCCUUCCUGUCUCCUGCUAACAAUUCGAUCUGCUUUCUUUCCGAUCAAUUCUCUUCCACAAUGCCGUCCGUCUAUGGAGCUCGUUUGACCACUUUUGAAGACUCUGAGAAGGAAAGCGAGUAUGGAUAUGUUCGGAAGGUAUCUGGACCAGUCGUCGUGGCAGAUGGCAUGGGAGGUGCAGCCAUGUAUGAAUUGGUUCGUGUUGGUCAUGAUAAUCUGAUUGGUGAAAUCAUUAGGCUAGAAGGAGAUUCUGCCACUAUUCAGGUUUAUGAGGAAACAGCUGGUUUGAUGGUGAAUGACCCUGUUUUACGUACUCAUAAACCUUUGUCAGUGGAGUUAGGACCUGGAAUACUGGGAAAUAUAUUUGAUGGCAUUCAGAGGCCAUUGAAAACAAUUGCAAAGAGAUCAGGAGAUGUCUACAUUCCUCGUGGUGUCGCUGUCCCGGCACUGGACAAAGACACACCUUGGGAUUUUCAACCCAAAAAACUAGGUGAGGGCGACUUAUUGACAGGUGGAGACUUGUAUGCAACUGUCUUUGAGAAUAGUCUAAUGGAGCACCAUAUUGCACUUCCUCCUGAUGCUAUGGGGAAAAUUACCUAUAUUGCAUCACCUGGCCAAUAUUCAUUGAAGGAUACUGUUUUAGAGCUCGAGUUUCAAGGAGUUAAAAAGCAAUUUACCAUGCUUCAGACUUGGCCUGUGCGUACUCCUAGACCAGUUGCGUCAAAGCUUGCAGCUGAUACCCCUCUUUUGACUGGGCAGCGUGUUCUUGAUGCACUCUUCCCUUCUGUUCUUGGUGGAACAUGUGCCAUUCCUGGAGCAUUUGGUUGUGGAAAAACAGUCAUUAGUCAAGCUCUCUCUAAAUAUUCAAAUUCCGACACCGUGGUGUAUGUUGGUUGUGGAGAGAGAGGAAAUGAAAUGGCUGAAGUUCUCAUGGAUUUUCCUCAAUUGACAAUGACAUUGCCUGAUGGGCGUGAAGAAUCUGUCAUGAAGCGUACCACUCUUGUGGCUAACACUUCCAAUAUGCCGGUGGCUGCUCGUGAAGCUUCAAUUUAUACUGGAAUUACUUUGGCCGAAUACUUCAGAGAUAUGGGAUACAAUGUAAGCAUGAUGGCAGAUUCAACAUCUCGAUGGGCAGAAGCACUUCGGGAAAUAUCUGGACGACUGGCAGAAAUGCCAGCAGAUAGUGGAUAUCCUGCCUACCUAGCUGCACGUUUAGCCUCUUUCUAUGAGCGUGCUGGUAAAGUGAAAUGUCUUGGUGGGCCAGAACGAACUGGCAGUGUUACCAUUGUUGGUGCAGUUUCUCCACCUGGAGGAGAUUUCUCUGAUCCAGUGACAUCUGCUACCCUCAGUAUUGUCCAGGUUUUCUGGGGUCUAGAUAAGAAGCUUGCCCAGAGGAAGCACUUCCCUUCUGUGAACUGGCUAAUUUCAUACUCAAAAUACUCUUCUGCAUUGGAGUCUUUCUACGAGAAGUUUGAUCCAGAUUUUAUUAACAUCAGGACGAAGGCCCGUGAAGUUCUUCAGAGGGAAGAUGACCUCAAUGAAAUUGUCCAACUUGUAGGGAAGGAUGCCUUGGCCGAAGGAGAUAAGAUUACCUUAGAGACUGCAAAGCUUUUGAGGGAGGACUAUCUUGCUCAGAAUGCAUUUACUCCGUAUGAUAAAUUCUGCCCCUUCUACAAGUCGGUCUGGAUGAUGCGUAAUAUCAUUCAUUUCUACAAUUUGGCUAAUCAGGCAGUAGAGAGGGGAGCGGGUAUGGAUGGCCAAAAGAUAACAUACAGUUUGAUUAAGCAUCGGUUGGGAGAUCUGUUCUAUCGCCUGGUGUCUCAGAAGUUUGAGGAUCCGGCUGAAGGAGAAGCAGCUCUGAUUGAAAAAUUUAAAAAGCUACAUGAAGAUCUGACAAAUGGUUUCCGUGCUCUCGAGGACGAAACACGGUAGAUGUAAAAGAUUUGCCGACUUUGUGCCAUGUCUUGGUGUUUUUUCCUCUGAUUUUGUAGAAUAUUAUGAUGAUGUAUUAUGUUGGUUUGGGUUGCAGUCGCAACUUUUGGUUAGCUAUUAUUUAAUAAUGUGUAUUAUUUUCCCCCUCAAGCUUUCCGGGUUCGUAUUUGGCGUUCAGGACUGAGAUUCUUAUAUUCCCUUAUUUAAUCUUACAAUAUCUGUGCAAUAAGAUGGAUCCGAGUUUGUUUUUGGCCGUU